CGAGCUGAUACUGCGAUUUAGUUGCACCUAUAGCGUGUUCUCACUGCUGUAUACAGUGGUUUCAUUGCUGUAGUCGCCAAACACGCUGUGACCGAGUUCGUAUCUGGAGGAAGUGAAGGUGCCAUUUGGACCCAAACAUCUGGAUGCGUCCUUGUGCGUCCCUGCUGCAGCUAAACAUCCUCACACCUCAGUCAUACUUACUCAUGGAGCCGGUGGCGACAUGAAUUUCAAACAGCUCGUCUCUCUGGCUCACUGUCUUGCGUCGAACGGCUUUGUUUGUCUCCGAUUUACAUGUAAAGGCUUGAAUCUGACCUACAGGGUCAGAGCCUACCGUGCGGUCUUGCUUUACUUGAGAUCACUACAGAGGUUAACCAUCGACAAUAUAAUUAUAGGCGGGAGGUCAAUGGGAAGUCGAGCCGCUGCUGCUCUGGCCAGGCAGCUCAGUGAUGAGUCAGACGAUCCCGUCCAGGGCGUCCUGUGUCUGUCAUUCCCAUUACAUCCUCCCAGACAGACUCAUGUCCACCGGCAACGGAGUGAAGAUCUCAAGAGACUACCAGAGCCAUUGUCUGUUCUCUUUGUGUCAGGAACGGAAGACGACAUGUGUGAUAAGCUCCUCCUUGAAGGGACGUUGAAAGAAAUGAAGGCUGAAAGCAAGAUUUUCUGGCUGGAUGGUGGUUCACAUGGGUUAACAGUGAAAGGACGGAUGGACGAGUCUGUCAUGGACGAAGUCAACUCACAUGUGAUCUCCUGGAUGAGUAGAUGGAAGGAAUAAUUGUACAGAUGGAAGCAGAAUUUAGUUUUAUUCACGGUUUUUCAUGUCAA
Messenger RNA from Synchiropus splendidus (mandarinfish), 822 nucleotides. It is a transcript of the gene tex30, whose product is annotated as testis expressed 30. The record is from RefSeq and is a predicted model, not a curated record. Lineage: Eukaryota; Metazoa; Chordata; Actinopteri; Syngnathiformes; Callionymidae. Bases 221 to 772 code for a protein of 183 amino acids. The transcript is spliced from 5 exons.